AUGGCAGAUAAACAAGUGAUGAUAGUGGCAUUGGAUGAAAGUGCUCACAGUUUCUAUGCACUUGAAUGGAUUCUCACACAAUUCUAUAGUCCUCCUUCAAGUUCUACUUUCAAGCUCAUCAUUGUCCAUGCCAAGACUUCUCCUGUUUCUGCUAUUGGACUUGGUGGACCUGGUUUAGGAUCCACCGAUGUGCUAAAUCUAGUGGAAGCAGAUCUAAAGAAGACAGCAGAAAAGGUCAUUUCUAGAGCAAAGGAUCUCUGCACCAGUAGAUCAGUAACUGACGUCCAGUACGAAGUGAUUGAAGGAGACGCAAGGAACGUCAUGUGUGAGGCUGUAGAGAAAUUUCAUGCAUCUGUUUUGACACUUGGUAGCCAUGGCUAUGGAGCUUUCAAACGCUUGCGUCCCUGUCAUGGUCAUGGACAUGGACAUGGACAUGGACAUGGACAGCCAAGAUUUUGUUGGGGGCGUCGAGGAAUUAGGAUUAUAGUGGGUGUGUUAUGCGACGCUGUUGGGGUGUGCGGGUGUGUUGCUUCGACGCUGUGGGUGUGGCGAAUUGGUGGUCGUUUGCUGUUGGCGGAUCUGUGGGGUGGCGGAUUGGUGGUUGGUUGUUUAUGUUUGCGGUCGUUGGUGGCGGCGGAUCUGUUGUUGUUGGGGUUCAAUUUUCGUCCUGUGGCUGAGGAGAUGAGAGAGUACAUCUUUGUCUGGAGGAGUGUAAUGGAGGUGGUGGUGGUGGAGGAGAGUGAUGAAGAGGGAUGUCUACUUCUACAGUUUGUUUGGAAGAGUGUGAUGGAAGCGGUGAUAAUGGUAGCGGUGGUUGUGGAGAAUGGUGGGAUGAGCGAUGGUGCAAUAGUCAACGACGAUAGAGAAAUUGGAUGA
Messenger RNA from Fraxinus pennsylvanica, 876 nucleotides. The record is from the annotation of a GenBank genome assembly. Lineage: Eukaryota; Viridiplantae; Streptophyta; Magnoliopsida; Lamiales; Oleaceae.